AUGUUUCCAACAAGCUUUUAUAUUUCAAAGGAUACCGCAAUUUCAAUAGCGUGUUAUUCGUUGACUUUUCUUCAUUUCAUUAGUCAAGUGAUAGGCGAUGUGGUGAUGGGAGUUGAAUAUUAUCGAGGAUAUCAAUAUAUUAAGGAUCCCGAUAGUGGAAAUGGUUCAGGGGGAAGUGUCAAAAGGGGAUCACUUCAUGUCUCAAUCGGUCUUCUCAUUGGAUCUUAUGCUAUGGUCAUAGCUGGGAUUCUUCUUUACAUUACAACAAUGGUUUUGACGAUAAUUGGAUUUAGGAGGAGAAUUCGAUUACUUUCGUAUGCUUACUUGAUCUACUUGUCAACCCAAUUCCUCGCAUGGUUCGAUAUGGGUUCAAGCGGUCUUUCAAUGCAAAUAAACAGCUUUUUCUGGAUGGGAUUCGGCAUGUAUUUCUCGUAUCUUUUCCUCGUUCUCCACUACUCUGGUCAAUUCAUUAUUGUCGUUCAGCUAUGUUUAGCAUAUCAAAAUGCAUAUGAAAGAGAACGAUCCAUAAAUUGUGUUCAAUGUGAAAAUGGAAAUGUUCAACUCACAACGAUUCCACUCACCAUUUUGAUCUACUUAUAUGUAAGUUCAACUGCCGGUCUCAUAAUGUACUUGUUGUCUGUGGCUUUCACAUUCAUCGGUUUUCAGCGACGACUUCUCUCACUUUGUUAUGUUUAUCCGAUGUAUUUGGUGAGUUUUCGG
This is a messenger RNA of Mesorhabditis belari, 720 nucleotides long. The record is from the annotation of a GenBank genome assembly. NCBI's taxonomy places the organism in Eukaryota, Metazoa, Nematoda, Chromadorea, Rhabditida, Rhabditidae.